AUGGAUUCUUCUAAUUUUGUUGACCUUCUCAACAAUCAAGAAAAAAAAUUCAUUCAUCAACCCUUUCCUUAUGAGAGCUUUUCACAUGGUGGGGAAAUCGGAUCAUCACAACUCCCUGUGUUCAGUACGCAAUGUACAGAAACGUCAAGCUUCUGUGAAGACUCACCUACACAGCGCAAAGAAAGAAAGAAAUGGAGUCCCUCGGAUGAUCUGGUGCUCAUUAGCGCGUGGUUAAACACCAGCAAGGAUCUUGUCGUAGGAAAUGAGCAGAAAGCAGGUGCUUUCUGGAAACGCAUUGCAGCUUACUAUGCAGCAAGCCCAAAGGUGGAAAGAGGUGAUCAACGAGAAGCCAUUCAGUGUAAGCAAAGGUGGCAGAAGAUGAAUGAUCUUGUUUGCAAGUUCUGUGGUUCCUAUGCAGCUGCAACAAGACAUAAAACAAGUGGUCAGAGUGAGAGUGAUGUUGUUAAACUAGCAUACGAGAUCUUCUUUAAUGAUCACAAGAUUAAGUUUAACCUUCACCAUGCUUGGGAGGAGCUCCGCCAUGACUAG
Brassica oleracea var. oleracea is the source of this 549-nucleotide messenger RNA. Its product is annotated as glutathione S-transferase T3-like. Bases 1 to 549 code for a protein of 182 amino acids. The transcript has a single exon. Lineage: Eukaryota; Viridiplantae; Streptophyta; Magnoliopsida; Brassicales; Brassicaceae. The record is from RefSeq and is a predicted model, not a curated record.